AAAAGGUAAUCGUCAUCUGUUUGCGCCGCUCAAAGUAAACCUGUUAACAAAGAUCACGUCAUUGGUAGCAAAUAACUUAUAUUGUUCUUCUAUAAUCUUUGGUGGUAGGUAAUCGUUCCACGUGUUGUGUUGGGAACAUGGCGCCGAUACAACAAGAACCCGAGAUCCAGUUUGCUCAAAGAUUAGCGUCUAACGAGAAACACAUCAGGAGAAAAGCAAUAAAGAAUCUCAGAAAAUAUAUAAGUGUAAGGUCCCAGAGAAUCAAAGGUGGUUUCAGAGGGGAUGAGUUACUUAAACUAUGGAAGGGCCUUUUUUACUGUCUGUGGAUGCAGGACAAACCACUUCUUCAGGAGGAGCUGUCAAAUCAAAUUGCAGGCCUUCUGCACAACUUUCAAAGUGUUGACAGCCAGUUUCAGUAUCUGGAGGCCUUCUUGCAGACCAUCAAGAGGGAGUGGACUGGCAUUGACAGACUGCGCAUGGACAAGUUUUACCAGCUGGUUCGCUUGGUGUUCAGGCAGACUUUUGAGAUGCUAAAGAAGAAAGGAUGGGAGACAAGCGUACUUGCCAGGUUUUUGGAACUUCUCACAGCACAGGUCCUCCAGAGCACAAGUGGAGCACCUUGUGGACUUCUGUUUCACAUUAUGGACCUCUACAUGACAGAGCUGGCUGGCGUGGGGUCAUCUGAGCUCAAUGCAGAACAAAAUUUGACCUUCAUCAAACCUUUCUGCAAGUCAGCAGCCAAAACCAAGGAUCGCAUCUUACUUAGAGCCAUCUGCAACAGCAUAUUUAGUGUCAUUGUAGAUCAGGCUCCAUUUGCUAUUGAGGAUAUAAUGAAAGAAAUGAAAAAUGCACGGACAGAAGAUUCAGAUUCAGGCCAGGCAACUGAGGAAGAGAAUGUGAAUACCAAACGAACUGUCAAAAAACCCAGCAGGAAAUCUUCAGGAAAGCCAACAAAUGAGGAAAACGAGUUGUUCAACCUGGAAGAUGGCUUGGACAUUGAGUUACCAGACGACGAGGGAAUUGGACCGGUUCUCCAGUUUGAUUAUGGUGCCUUGGCAGACGAGCUGUUUCAGCUUGCCAGUCGUAACAAUACUCCUAGCUUUAACCGCCAGAAACUCUACAAAGUUAUCAAAAUGCUGCAGGAUCUCAGCGAAGGAGCCUUUCCACAAGAUGAAUACCCAGAGGAGGUAUCAACAGACGAGGAUGACAAUGAGAUGUUUGGCAGCAGAAAGAGGAUGAAGAGGGAGAUAGGCAUAGGGGAGAGGGAGGAAGAGAAUGGGGCUUCAUGACCCUUCUGGAUCAUAAGUCAGUCAUGGUAAACAAAUAAAUAUAUUGGACAGAUGUCCCUGUCUUAUUGGACAUAAUAAAAAAAUAUAGCUGCUUCUAAA
Molecule: messenger RNA, 1388 nt
Organism: Hypomesus transpacificus
Lineage: Eukaryota; Metazoa; Chordata; Actinopteri; Osmeriformes; Osmeridae
Product: ribosomal RNA processing protein 1 homolog A-like
Exons: 12
Coding region: 138-1289 (383 amino acids)
Biological process (GO): rRNA processing
Cellular component (GO): preribosome, small subunit precursor; nucleus; preribosome, large subunit precursor
Source: RefSeq, a predicted model, not a curated record